Molecule: messenger RNA, 4236 nt
Organism: Sinocyclocheilus rhinocerous
Lineage: Eukaryota; Metazoa; Chordata; Actinopteri; Cypriniformes; Cyprinidae
Product: MHC class II regulatory factor RFX1-like
Exons: 19
Coding region: 169-2703 (844 amino acids)
Biological process (GO): regulation of transcription by RNA polymerase II
Cellular component (GO): nucleus
Molecular function (GO): RNA polymerase II cis-regulatory region sequence-specific DNA binding; DNA-binding transcription factor activity, RNA polymerase II-specific
Source: RefSeq, a predicted model, not a curated record
GAGUGGGUAGCAACAGUUGCCCGGGUGAGGACGAAGCGCCAUAGCCACGGUAGUCGUGGUGACAAGAACCCAGCAACGAGAAUCAACAACAACAACAAACCGAUUCAUUGACAAAAAGCGUAUUAAAUCCAAAGUACCGCUGGAAAAGUCACUCGGAAUAAGAGUCCAAUGGCAACUCCAGCGUAUGUGAGGGAGCUGCAGCAGACCUCCCAGCCUCAGGGAGGCGGUGUGACUCCCACAUCAGGCCAGGCUGCCACCGUGACGGCAGCUCCCCAACAAUUCCUGGCUGAACUUCAGACUACAGGGGUCACGCCUUCAGCGGCCCCGCCCACCGGCCAGACCACACCCCCUCCCUCACAAACACAGAAGAGCCAGGCAAUCGCCCAGGCACCGCCCACACAAGCCCCGCCCACUCAGACUCAAUAUGUCACAGCUGAGAUUCAGAGCUCACCUACGCAGUCCAGCAGUCAGAAUACACCACAGUACAUCGUUGUCACAGUUACAGAGGGUUCUCUUCAUUCCAGUGACUCUGUGUCAGAUUCUAGUCCUCCUGCUGCUGUAGUCCAGACUGGAGUUCCUACACAGGUGGUGCAGCAGGUGCAGACCGCCCAACAGAGGUCAGUAGUGCAAGCCACAUCUCAGACAACGAAAACAGAGCCGGGCACCCAGCUGAAUGUCACCAGCCUACAAUCGGUGCACCUGACACAGGAGGUACAGCAGCAGCUCCAACAGGUGCCAGUCCAGCAUGUGUAUACUAACCAGGUGCAGUAUGUGGAAGGAGGAGAUGCUACCUACACCACCAGCACCAUUCGUUCCAGCAGUUUCCCGUACACAGAGACCCCUCUGUACACCCAGACCACUGCUGGACAGUACUAUGAGACCACCCCUGCCUCUGGUUCUGAGGCCACGUCCCCCGGCACCCCUCUCACUGUCUCCGUGACCACAGGAUCCCCCGGGGUAUCCAUGUUUGUGGCGGGGACGGGGCAGAUCGUGGCCAAUCCCACGACGGCGGCAGGGGGCGGAGUCACAGCUGUAGUGGCAGCCACUGGGACGGCGUCGAACGGUUCUGGAGAUUCCGGAGGCGAGGCUAACGGUAGCAGCGGGAGCUAUGUGAUUCCGGGAGGCUACAUGCUGGCUGGCAGCGGGACCGGCAGCAGCGGAAACGGUCACGGUUAUCCGCACCCCACUCGUGCCUCUCCAGCCACUCUGUCCUCUGGCCCUCAGGUGCAGUGGUUGUUGGAUAAUUAUGAGACAGUGGAAGGGGUGAGUUUGCCCCGGUCUACUCUCUACUGCCACUACCUGCUGCACUGUCAGGAGCAAAAGCUGGAACCCGUCAACGCGGCGUCCUUCGGGAAACUCAUCCGCUCGGUGUUCAUGGGGUUGAGGACCAGACGCCUGGGCACACGAGGGAAUUCCAAAUAUCACUACUAUGGACUGCGGAUCAAAGCGAACUCAUCUCUGCUCCGUCUGAUGGAGGACCAGCAACACCUGGCCAUGAGGCAGCAGCCCUUCUCCCAGAAACAGAGGCUGAAGCCGGUACAGAAGGUGGAGGGAAUCACUAACGGAAUGUCGUCAGGAUCCGGACAGCAGCAGCAGCAGAGCUCGGGUCUGUCGGACAUCAGCACCCAGGUCCAGCAGUACCAGCAGUUUCUAGAUGCGUCCCGAGCUCUCCCGGAAUUCCCUGAUGUUGACCUGCAGGGUAGAGCUUUACCAGAGGGCAUUGAGCUGGAACAUCUUAAAAGCUUUCAGUUGCUCUACAGAGAACACUGCGAAGCCAUUCUGGAUGUGAUGGUCAACCUUCAGUUCCCUUUGGUAGAGACUCUUUGGAAAACGUUUUGGAGGUUCAGUGAAAGUCAGGCAAGAGACUCAGCAACACUAGCUGUGCAUGACGAGUCUGAGAAGAGGCUGCCCAAGUCAUGUUUGGUGCUGCUCUGUAAAUAUGAUCCAGUGCUUCGCUGGAGUCGUGACUGCGACAACACACUGUACCAGGGCCUGGUGGAGAUGCUCAUCCCAGACGUUCUGAGACCUAUUCCCAGUGCCUUAACACAAGCCAUCCGAAACUUUGCGAAAAGUCUUGAGAGCUGGCUGACUAAUGCCAUGAUGAACAUUCCUGAAGAGAUGGUUCGUGUGAAGGUGACGUCUGCAAGUGCGUUUGCUCAGACCCUGCGCAGAUACACCUCUCUAAACCACCUGGCCCAAGCAGCUCGUGCCGUACUACAAAACACGGCACAGAUCAACCAGAUGCUCAGCGACCUCAACAGAGUGGAUUUUGCCAAUGUGCAGUUCAUUCUAGGAUUUGUUGCUGCAGCUAAACUCUUCCUGCUGAAAUGGAGUUUUUACAGCUCUAUGGUGAUCCGAGACCUGACUCUCCGCAGUGCUGCAAGCUUCGGCUCAUUUCACCUAAUCCGCCUGCUUUAUGAUGAGUACAUGUACUAUCUGAUAGAGCACAGAGUUGCCCAGGCCAAGGGUGAAACUCCCAUUGCUGUCAUGGGAGAGUUUGCAAGUCUUGGUCGAAGUUUGAACCCGCUUGAUCCUGAUAAAGAAGAGGAAGAGGAGGAGGAGGAAGACAGCGACGAUGAGUGUCAGGAGUUGUCUCUGCAGUCUGAUGGGGGCGCUAUCGGGGACGAAUCUCUAGAACCGCCCGCUAAGCUGGCUCGAACCGACCAGAGGGUGCUGUUCACCACAGGAAGCAUGGAUAACUAAGAACUUGAAUACACACAUGCACCUACAAGCACACGCUCCACAUAACACUCGCCCAUCAUUCCUGCACUUAAACCAACACAUGCAUCUAAAAAACAGAAAUGCUGCAGCUGCAUAUUUACACAACAUUUCAGAUGUUCGUAUGUACAUUUCCAUGCCCGUCGACGUCUCAAAUGCACAUAUACACAAGCAUUCACUGAAACACAGAGACACAGAUAGUGCCACCCUCACACACUCAUAACAUGAGCACCAUCACCGAUCAUAUCAAGAUCUUAGACAGGGUGUAGAGGUCACUAACAAUAGCUCUCGAAUCUAAACCUGAUUCUGUCUCUAUUAGCUGUUAAGACGCAAGAACACAAAUGAAACCUGCUGCAACUGGAUCCUAAGAGUCGUUCGCGAUAGACUGAACUCUGAUUGGCUACUGAAACCUGAAUGAAACUGUCAGUCAAGCUUUUUUUUAACCUGAAAUGGUUGUUAGGGAGAAAAGAUGGACUGUAAGUGUGCGUGUUGUGUGUUGAUGUAUACUUUCUGCCUAUCCGUGCGUUGUUCGUGUGAUUGUGAGUGACCCGGGACCUUAUCGUUUUUAUCGGCUAGCGCCAACGCGUGUGUUUUUGUGCAUGAUGUGCGAAUGACCGUCCGUGGUUCUCAAGAAGUGUUGAUAGUUGUUUUCGUCAGUGGUACCUUUUUAAGUUCUUGAUGCCUUCAGUGACUGCCAUGUCAGUAAAUGCGUUAAGCAUAUUACAGCCCGGCUCUUUAAAAACUCAAUUUCCCAUGAGUCUACUGGGUGUAUGUGAUUCAGCUGGGUUGUGUAUUUUUGAUUUUUAGGGCUAGUCUAUACAUACCUCUGCAAAUGACAGCAGUUUGCCAGAAAUGAGAGGAGAGGUCAACUCCCAACAACCCCCUCCCCCCGGUUUUCCUCUCACUUCUUAUUUUUUUAUAUGGUUUUUCGUUUUAUUUGGUUGCACUUUUUCUUCUUGCCAAACGUCGUCCUGAGCUUGGCACAAGACAUUAAAUGUUUCUGUCCUUACAUUCUUUUUUCUAUGGUCACAAAGUGACAAUCUCGAUGUGUACAGCGUUGUCUAACACUGUUUAGUGCAUAUUUGAUGGUUUGCUGUGUGUUUGAGAUUUGGGUCAAGAUCUUUUACUAGAACCCUUCAAACAAACUUGACAUAACUGCCCAUAGUAGCUAGGAAAUGUCAAAGUAGAGAACGAAACGAUCUUUCGGCCAUUUCCUUCUCAAGACUCGUUCAUUUAAUUCUGUUCUUGUGUUGUGGCAUAUUUAAUUAUCAAUUUGAGAGAACUACAGUACAUUAAAACUCUAUAUCCCAUAUCAUUCGACAUAUGUAAACUACGAUUAUUUCUGCUGUAGAUGCUGACUGAUCUCAAACCAGCAUGAUGCUUUUCUUUCCCUCUGAUUCUCUUGAUCGAACCACAGGAAACAUAUCAGAAGAUCUGGAGAUCCUCUCUGUAUGACAGCCAUUUUCAUAACAAAAUGAAUUUCCCUUUUCACUUUUUUGAAGUUGUUUCCAUUUCUUG